AUGUCUCAACCACCGUCUCCAUUUCCCCCACAAUCGCAGUUCUACUCAUCUCAAACCAUGAACCCCGACACACCCCCUCCACCACCCCCAAACCCAACAGCCACGAAGCCAGUCGACACGGUACCCCGCAAAACACUGCACAAGCCUGGCAGCCAGAGCAGACAGGCACACAUCAGGGCGCAUAUUCCAAUAAUCCUCAACAGCCAUAUAUCCCCGAUCCCCCAACAAUCGAGGAAGGCUGGCUCCCAGACCUGGUGUCCGACAAAUCGUGUGUCCCCUCAAACCCCGAAACACAAUGAUAGGAGCACCUCUAACCCACGCAACCCCAGAACAACCGACCUCCAAACAAUUCUCAAAGACCCAUCCCUGAUCUCCGCCCUCUCAAGCCAACACCCCUCCUACACAGCCCACCAACAACACCUCGAGACGCUAAUUCAAACAAACAAAGACCUCGCAACUCGCGUCCUAGAGAUGGAGAACCACCUCGUUGAAGCCCGCGCCUCCACGGAAACAAUGCUGAUCACACACCAGUCACUGGAGGUCUCCUGGCGGAAGAAGCAAGCCGAGAUGGACACCGCUCUCGCCCCGUGGUCGCCGAAAGCACUAUACCAACGCUUCAGCGCAGCGAUCACGGAACAAGAGGCUGUCUGCCAUGCUGUUGAGGAGAGUUUCCUCGAUGAAGAUCAUCACGGCCGGGCCACGGAGAAGGAGAUUGCAGAUUGGGUCCGGCGCGUACGAGGCGAGGCGUCCAAGUUGGCGGCUCGGAAGGAGGCUAAGGCCCGAUGGGAUGAGGGACGUGUUGGUGGUUGGCGUUGA
This is a messenger RNA of Penicillium verrucosum, 816 nucleotides long. RefSeq names its product vacuolar protein sorting family 37 protein. Gene Ontology annotation, biological process: protein targeting to vacuole; ubiquitin-dependent protein catabolic process via the multivesicular body sorting pathway; protein targeting to membrane. Gene Ontology annotation, cellular component: ESCRT I complex. The record is from RefSeq and is a predicted model, not a curated record. The coding region runs from base 1 to 816 and encodes 271 amino acids. Lineage: Eukaryota; Fungi; Ascomycota; Eurotiomycetes; Eurotiales; Aspergillaceae. The transcript has a single exon.